Messenger RNA from Stegostoma tigrinum, 1132 nucleotides. Its product is annotated as calcium and integrin-binding family member 3-like. The transcript has 7 exons. The coding region runs from base 135 to 698 and encodes 187 amino acids. The record is from RefSeq and is a predicted model, not a curated record. Gene Ontology annotation, molecular function: calcium ion binding. NCBI's taxonomy places the organism in Eukaryota, Metazoa, Chordata, Chondrichthyes, Orectolobiformes, Stegostomatidae.
AGAAGUGAACCUGCACUGCUGACUGUCUCUGCUGUUUGAUUCAAGUAUUUUGGUACGUCAGAAAAACAGUGAAAUUCACAGCGAGAGAAGAGCUGGGAACUGGGAGGUGAUUGGUUCAUGUGCACCCAGAAAACAUGGGCAACAAACAGACCAUCUUCACAGCUCAACAGCUUGAUGCCUAUCAGGAUUGUACCUUUUUCACUCGGAAGGAAAUCCUGAGGUUGUUCCACCGCUACCGAGACCUGGCUCCACAUCUAGUACCACUCAGUUACAAGGACAAUCCUGAUGUGACAAUCCCUUAUGAGCUGAUUGGCAGCAUGCCAGAACUGAAGGAUAACCCAUUCCGCCAGAGGAUUGCGGAGGUGUUCUCUGAGGACAAUGAGGGAAACAUGACCUUGGAUGACUUUCUGGAUAUGUUCUCCGUACUAAGUGAAAUGGCCCCACGUGACUUGAAGGCAUGUUAUGCAUUUAAGAUUUAUGAUUUUAACAAUGAUAAUUUUAUCUGCAAAUCGGAUUUGGAGAAGACACUGCUCAAACUAACUCGAAAUGAGCUGACACCAGAAGAAGUCAAUCUGGUCUGUGAGAAGGUUCUCGAUGAAUCAGAUCUGGAUAAUGAUGGCAAACUCUCGCUGGAAGAUUUUCAGCACAUGAUCAUCCAGGCACCUGAUUUCCUCAGUACUUUCCACAUUCGAAUCUGAGGUGCUCGGACCAGAAUCAGCAGUGUCACCCUCAAACUGAAAAAUUGUUUCAAUGUCCAUUCUAAGUCCAUUCAGAAUGAUGUGAUCAGACAUGGGGAGCCACCAGGAACAAGUCAACAUCUACCUUAGCAAGGCUGGCCAAGAGACCGAUCAGCCCAUUCACACGUUGCUCAUUCUAGCUCUUUGAUUUAGAGCUGAGUACUUUAAUUCCAUUUCUCCAUUUAAUCCUGUGCACUUUUCUACUCUUCCUUUCCAAAUCCGUGCCUGAUUCCUUCAGAAAUGUUGUCUAAUCUCUGUCUCAAUAGCUCCUGAGGUAGAAGAUUCCCUAUCCUUAUACUCCUUUUGCACGGAUCUGCCCCCUUCAUUUCUCACAUCAGUUUUCCAGGGGAAAGUCACAAUCUGUGAAACUGAUUCACAAGGUGAAUAUUACUGAU